This is a messenger RNA of Cataglyphis hispanica, 2068 nucleotides long. Its product is annotated as LIM/homeobox protein Lhx9-like. Gene Ontology annotation, biological process: regulation of transcription by RNA polymerase II; neuron differentiation. The transcript is spliced from 7 exons. Gene Ontology annotation, molecular function: RNA polymerase II transcription regulatory region sequence-specific DNA binding; DNA-binding transcription factor activity, RNA polymerase II-specific. Lineage: Eukaryota; Metazoa; Arthropoda; Insecta; Hymenoptera; Formicidae. Gene Ontology annotation, cellular component: nucleus. The record is from RefSeq and is a predicted model, not a curated record. Bases 719 to 1930 code for a protein of 403 amino acids.
CUUCGAACUUCCUUCUCCGGCUGACGAGGCGGCUCCUUCGCGGCUCAUCCGCUCGCGGAUGUUUCCGCCGCGCGCCAGUUUUCCGCCCGUGAUUUUUCCACGCGCACGAGUUUCGCUUGGAAAUUCUCCCUGUGAAGAUUCUUUGCGUUUACAAAUUCGUCUUAUUCUCCUUCGAAGAAAGUUUUCUCCUCUCACGUCAUUCGCAAAGCUUUUGUCUCCGAGCUUGGUGGAUCUAUCGUGGAUGAAUCUGCUAAUCGUGAGAGAAGUGUGAAGAGGGUGCUACUAUUUGUGAUGAGAUAAACUCAAAGCGUGAUUAGUGUUAUGCUCAUGUUUCGCAUCUUAAAACUCAAGGGAAGGAAGGAUCGACGUGUCUGCAAAGGACCAAGAGACGUAACAAGGAUGCGAUGCUUUAGAAGAAGAAGAUAAACUGAGCAUGAUUGAUGACCGCAACAACUGCCUGGUCAGUUGGAGGCAGCCGAGACCGUCGGGAUAUCUGGCGUUGGAACCGCGCCGCGUGCUUUGGAAAAGUUGGCGAGUCCAAGGUGAUUGCGAUUUAGAUGGAAAUAGCCAAGCGGGAAUAAAUUUGAUCGCGAGGGCUACGUCGUCGGCAAACGAGAAACGAGAGACGAUCAGCAACGGAAUUCGCCGUCGCGCCUCCUGCGGUUUAACCGAUUUCAGAAUGCAGCGGUAUGCGUCGUAGCGAGUCGCGUCCAGGAAAAUGCUGAAGGAAGUUGGCUGUGGGAGCACUACGCCUCCGCCGGGGGACGGCGGGGGAGCAAAUAGUCGGCAGGUCGGCGCGAACGAAGGCGGCGGCGGCGGCAAUAGUGGCGGCGGGAGCGGCGGGGGCGGCAGCACCUCGGAGGGUGCUCUCGGUUGCGGAGGCUGCGGAAGGGAGAUCGCUGAACGCUGGUAUCUAAGGGCGGCCGAUCGCGCAUGGCACUGCGGCUGCCUGCACUGCUGUCACUGUCGGCUCCCCCUGGCCGCCGAGCUCACCUGCUUCGCCAGGAACGGCAACAUCUACUGCAAGGAAGAUUACUAUAGAUUAUUCGCAGUGUCGCGAUGCUCGCGAUGCCGUGCCGGUAUCUCCGCCUCGGAACUGGUGAUGCGGGCGCGUGAUCUGGUGUAUCAUGUGGCAUGUUUCACUUGCGCCUCGUGCGGCACCCCGCUGAACAAAGGCGAUCAUUUCGGUCAGCGGGACGGACUCGUGUAUUGUAGACCACACUACGAGUUGCUGUGCUGCGCCGGGGAUUACGCGGGUGCUGCCGGCGGCAUCGAGGACCUCGGCUCGCCAGGGGUGUCGCCGCUUCCGGCGUACUACGAGCAGAGCCCGAUAACCUCUUCCAGCACCGUGCAGAAAGGCCGGCCGCGGAAGCGGAAGCUAUCGGAAGUCACCGGUUCUGAACUUCCCGUCACAAUGAGACUGGCCGCUGGCGCGCUCGAACUGCUGCAUCCCACGGAGCUGUCCUCAUCGAUGGAGUCGCUGUCGGCGUACGACGCGUCCGUGGGCUCUCCGGGACCGGUGCACCAGAGCCAACGAACGAAGCGUAUGCGCACCAGUUUCAAACACCAUCAGUUGCGAACCAUGAAGAAUUAUUUUGCGAUAAAUCAAAAUCCGGAUGCCAAGGAUCUCAAGCAGCUCGCGCAGAAGACCGGUCUGUCCAAGAGGGUGCUGCAAGUGUGGUUUCAAAACGCGCGGGCGAAAUGGCGACGGAACUUGAUGCGGCAAGACGGUGGCAACGCCGGCAGUAACGUCGGCUGUUCCGGGACGCCGGUGUCAUCCAGCACCGGCAAUUCUCCAAACGUUGGCCCGGCCGCCAGCAUCCUUGGCGAUAGCAACAGCAUGCCCUCGACAUCCAUGGAGGAGCUGCACGCCCUUCAUCAUCUGCACUCGGGUGUCUCCUCUCAGGUCUCCUUCUCCGACCUGUACUGACGACGGCUUGAAAUGGACGAGGACGCUUACAGCAGCCUCUCCAGCCAUCUCGGAUGAGGGAUUAUUGCACUUCCUCGAAAAUCGACCGACCGCGAAGAACUCGGCGAGUCGAUGACACUCGCAUCCAUCAUAGUUUUU